Diversispora eburnea is the source of this 5028-nucleotide messenger RNA. NCBI's taxonomy places the organism in Eukaryota, Fungi, Glomeromycota, Glomeromycetes, Diversisporales, Diversisporaceae. The record is from the annotation of a GenBank genome assembly.
AUGGAACACCGUUCAAUAAUUUUACAAUCAAUCCAAAAAAUCAUUGACAAAAUAAUUGAAAACCCUGAAGCUGCAAAUGAUCAUCCAAAGGGUUAUGGUAUUCCUUCACUAUUUGAACAGUUAUGGGCUUUUGUGGCUUCUUCAUCAGGAAUCACUUCUUCUAAUGCAAUUAAAAAGUUGGUCGCUCUUGUAAAGUUAAAUGUCAUACCUUGGUCUCAGGCUCUUAAUGGUUUGAUAGAUGCUCUUCCUACAGUAUCAGGAAUUACUCUUGAUAAUGUUAUAAUUGGAAUAACAGAUAUUUUAAUAUAUCAAGUAGAAAGCGAAAUUGAUUCUUUAGAUUAUAAAUGUCCCUUUAAUGUUAAAGCUUUUCAUGAUGAAAAGAUCCAUCCAUUAAUAUCUGCAGUUACAAUGAGACCCAAGGAAUCAUUUCCUAUCUUACUUUUACAACUUGAAAGGAUUUUUGAUAUUUCCAGGAUUAAAUUUAUUACUGGUUUAGAUUCCACUCAAAAAAUAUCAAAGUAUAUGCAAAACUUAUUGGAAAUGAUGAAAUCUUUUUUCAACUUUGUUCUUCUUGAUUGUUCUCAAGAAUUAAAAGAAAAUCAAAGGUUUUGGUCAUCUUCAGUGAUAAAUUUUAUUUUAAAUCUUGCAUAUCAUAAUAUUGGUGAUGAGUUUUAUUCGAAAUUCAGAGAAGAUAUGUUAUAUUAUUUGAUUUCAGUUGCACAAAGAAUUUCAUUGGAAACUAUGUUCAAUACUAUUACUUCACAACAUUCACAAUAUACCCAGUACACACAUUACCCAAAAUACAAUGCAAUUUCAAUUGAGAUUUAUCUUUUAAUGCAGUCACUUGUUCAUGCUCUUGAAUUAUCUUUCAUUCGAGAAAAUUUAAGUUCAACAUUUUUAAAAGAUUUCAGUGUCAUACUUGGGAUUCAUAUCCUUUCUCUUGCUUGUGAUGCUCAUCAUUCAAAUUUAUCUUCAAUUCAAUAUGUAUCAAUGUUUUAUCAUUUAUUUAAGCUUCACCAAAAUUAUUCAGAAAUUAUAUCAAAACCAAAUUACUUAUUAUUGUGGCCUUCUUUAUCUUUUUUACUUUUGGAUUGCCAAUCAUGCGAAAUUCAAAUAAUGAUACUUGAAAUUAUGCAAAAAUUAAUUGAAGAUAUAAGUAAAGAAAGUAAAGAAGAUGUUUCUUCAACAUUAAUUAAUAUGGCUAUUUUACCAAUAUUUCAAGUGAUUUCGGAAUCAUCUCAAGGAAUUUCAAGGAUUAAUGCGAUGGAAAUUCUUCUGAUGAUUCAAAAAAUAAAUACAAUUCAAAGAGUUACCAAUAAAAAUAAUGAAAAUGAUUUCGAACAGAUCGAUGUACUGCUUAAAUCACCAAGCAUUAAUGGUUCAAUUUCAGAAAUAUUAUCCGAGACAUUUUUUCUAUUGAAAAAUUUUUCAAAAGAUUUUAAAUCAGAAAAUAUAUCCAUGAAAAUGAAUCUAACGCUUUUUAAUGUACCAUAUUUAUUUCAUCAUGAAAUUAAAAUGAAAAUUUAUGCAUUAGAUCAUUUGAAUUCAAUCUAUGAAAAUAAUAUUUCUUUGUCACAAUCACAAAAAUUUCCCAUAUUUUUAUUAUUCCUUUACAUUUUGAGAAAUGAUAAUUCUUCCUUAAUUCAUCUUCAUAUUUUGUAUCAUUCCUUACCUUUAAUUUCUACCAAUGAUCCUGUUAUCUCAGCGAAAAUCAUAAAAAUAACAAAGAGUCUUAUUCGUGAGGAAGGCGAUGACGAAAAAACAAAAUUACAUGAUGUUGGAAUAAGAAUGUUACAUAAACUCUGGAUUAAGCAGAAAAGAUUUUGGAAAUCUUUAAGAUUUAUCUUGAUAGAAUGGAUUAAAAAACGUAAACUCAUAGUUCAUGAAGCUUAUGCAUCGAAUGAAAAAUUUAAAUUAGAAAUAGCUGAAUUACUUCCUUUCAUUUCAACUUUAUUACAAUCUGUUGUGCUACAUCCAAAGACUUUAUGUUUAAUAAUAGAAUCAUUGAAUUCAUGUGUCGAAGCUAAUGUCAUUGAUAUUAGAGCAGUUUGGAAUAUUUUAUUGGUACAUGUUACUGAAGCGAUAAUGAAAUCUAAAAAAUUUCACUUUGAUAUAAUAUCGAGAUUAUGUGAAUUUUAUAAAUUGGUGGCUAAGAAUAGUGAAGGUCUUCUUACGUUAUCUCAUUUCUUCGUACCUGACAUUUUGUCAAAGGUAUUUCCUGAAUCACCAAAAAUAUUAUCCUCAAUUCUUUUUUGUGAUAGUGAUGAAGGAAUUAAUCUUUGUCAAAUGGAAGAAUGGCAAUUUGUAUUAAGUAAAAUCAUUUCACAUGAAAUUGAAAAUUUGAGGCGAGGAUUAUUCAAAGGUGUCAAAGUUGGUGAUGUUAAAGGUGAUGGAAAGUUAAUAUCUGAUAAUCUUAAUGUCAGUGAAUUUAAAAAAAAUAAUAAACAAAUAAUAACAUCAAUUGGAGAUAAAAUUGUUAAUGAUUGGGAAAGUGGAUUAGUUAAUCCUGGUUUAAGAGUAGGAUACGCUUUAGCAUCUUUGAUCUGUUAUCAACCUUCAAUAAAUAAAAAACAAGAACUUAUUUCAUCAUCACAAGAUCAACAAAUUGAUUUGAAAUCUACAAGAUUUUAUAAAUUAAUGGUGAAUGCAAUUCAGGACAUUACUUUAACUGAUCAUUGGUUAAUUAGAUUAAGUAUUGUUUUAGAAUGGUGGAAUUUUUUCGAAAUGGGUUUACAAGAAUUAUUGUCUAUUCAUACAAGUAUUAAUAGAUAUUAUGGUAAUAAAGAUGAAGUAAUCAUAAAAAAAUUAUGGGAAGACUUGAUGAAACGUUUAGAUGAUGUGAAAUUUCCCAUAACAUGUCAAAAUAUCAUUUUGGCACUUUCGGGAUAUUGUCUUGCAUUAAAGUCUUUAAAUAUUGUAUCUGCACAAGAACAUGCGAUAAAUACAUUGAAUCGGAUUCUUGAACUUCUUAAACAAUAUGAUGAUGAUAAAAAUUUGCAUCAAAAUCAAAUUUCCACCCUCUUUGUUAAUGAAGAAGUUCAAUUUGCUAUUAUAAUGGCUUUGGGAUAUUUAUCAUCAUUAAUUAUACUUGACGAAAAAUUGAUUCGAGAAGUUAUUGAUUUGUUAAUUUCAAAGUUAAACGAAAGUCCCAGUGAAACAUCAAGAUGGACAUUUUUGGGAGCGGGAUAUGCUCUUGGAACUCUUUUAUCUCAUAUUUCUUCUUCUAACGAAAUGAAAAAAAUGAGUUCGGAGAUUGUAUCUUUCCUUGGUGAAUUACUUACUAAUAAUACUUUAAAUGAUGAUCAAGAAUUAACCGAAUCUACUGUGUCAAUUGAUUAUAGUUUAGGUAUCAUGAUUGGGUUAUCAAAAAUUAAUUACAAUGAUGAAGAAGAAUUAGAACCUAUAUAUCAAAAGGCUUUAUUUAAUCUGAAAGAAUUUGUUGAGAAAAAUGGUAAAAUUAAUAAAGAUGUCAAAAAAAAUAUUGCAGGUGCAGCUUGGUUAGUCGGAUUUUCAGAAGGUAAAGAAGUGACUGAGGAGAUUGUUGAACUUUUAGGAAAAGUCGUAAAGAUUUCAAGUAAAGAGCGAGAAUGGUCUGGAUAUACAUUUCAUUUCACCCAAGCUUAUUCUCAUGUUUUACAUGCUAUUCUCACGGUGAAACAAUCAUCUCAAUACUUAUCAUCUUAUAACUCUCAAGUAAACGCGCAAGUUCAUAUGAUCACUUCAUUAGAAACAAAUAUCAAUAAACGACACGCUGCAAUAUUGACUUUAGGAUCUCUAGCUGGUGUAAAAUAUUUUUUUCAUUUACAUUUAGCACAUAAUAAAAAUUUUUAUUUUUAUUCUUUGGCACCAUCUUCCAUAAUUAAAUCGGUAUUAGAUUCUUUACAAAACAUUUCUGGAAUUAAUACUCAAGGAGGAAGAUUGGCAAUGAUUGUUUUUGGAAGAAUAACCCAAUAUGCAUUAAGGCUUUCAGAAGAUGAUGAAUUUUUGGAUAUUGAAUCGGAGAAGUUGUUUACUAGUAGUACAGAGCAAAAAAAUUAUUCAAAUCUUCCCCCUACAAGUUAUUUAAGAGUUUUAUUUGAUAGUCUUAUGGUGUCAUCAUUAAAAGCAAAAACAUCAAGUUCACAAAUAUUUUUGGAAUCCUCAAGUUUGAUUAUUUCAACUUUUUCAAAAGUAAAUCAUACCAUUCCACCAGUUAACUGGUUCUCGCUUCUCUCAAGACUCAGCAAUCGGAGAUAUGAUCUUCGUUAUAAAAGCGUUAUUUUGGCUAUACGACAUUGGGAUGCACUUGGAAAAAUUCUUGAAAUGUGUGGUUUUGAGAAAACAUCUCUUGAAGAUGGAAUUUUAAAAUCAAAUAUCGAGCUACAUCAAAAAAGUGGAAUGGAAAAUAUAAUUAAUAAAGUUGUUGUACCUAAUUCAAAAGUUAUAGAAAUUAUUGAAGGAAUUUUAUUAAGCUUAUUUAAUAAAAAUGAAUUGCAAAUUAUUUUCCUUUCCACAAUGGCUAAAUAUACUUUAACUGGUGCGAACGAGGCCAAAGAUUCACGAUCAAUCAGUUCCCUUCGACAAGAAAUUAAAGGGUUAUUAAAGAAAGUUUAUUUAAAUUUUCAUCCUCCAUCAAACGAAAAACAAGCUCAAAUUAUUCGAUUAACGAUUUAUUCUUGCAUUUUCGAUGUUGAAGAUAUAAACUACGAAGAUAAUUUAUUAACAAGAAAUGGUGUUAAUAAAUUAGAAUAUGGUGUUAAAAUAGUAUUAAGUGGUUUAGUAAAUUUAAGUUGGAAAGAAAGCUUAACAGAAUUAUUCAAGAUUGAAAAUUUCUCUAAAUUUUAUGAAACAUGGGAAGAAGAAUUUAUAAGAUUUAUGCAAGAUAAAACUAGUACACGAAAAUUAUCAACUAAGACAAAAAAGACUUCAAAAGAUCAUCAACAUUACGAACAUCGAUUCAUUUUGUAUUCUAUCUUGACAAGACUUAAAUCAUUUAUUCCUAAUGAAGAGUAUUUUUUAUUCUUAGAUGAUGAUGAUAUGACCUUUUAA